UAUAUGUAUGUUGUUGCUUUCUCUCUCUCUGUCUGUUUUCUUCUUUUCUGUCUUUCGGUUGUGUGAAUGUGAAACCAGAGAGCCCAUUAAAGCCAUGGACUGGAUAAAAUGGCCACAGAAAAACAAGAAGAAAAUUAUAAUUGGUCUCUUGGCUGUGGUGAUUGUGACUUUAAUCCUUGGUCUCGGACUGGGUCUUGGGCUGGAUUUGCAGAGAUGUAAAAAUAAAGUUCCGCCCCAAACAUCCUGCAAGGACAGAUGCUACCAACCUUUUGAUGAUGAAGUUCCUGGCUGCAGAUGUGAUACCAACUGUAAUGCCACAAACAAUUGUUGCCAUGAUUACCAUGACAUCUGCAUGGCUCCAACUCAGCAGUGGGAAUGUUCGAGGAUACGCUGUGGGGAAAAGAGGCUAAUGGAGAGCAAAUGUCACUGUGCCGAUGACUGUCUGUCUGCAGGAGACUGCUGCUCCAACUACAAACACAUCUGCCAUGGGGAGACAGAGUGGGUGGAGGAUCAAUGUGAGGACUUGUCAACUCCCAAAUGUCCAGCAGGCUUCAAGCAACAGCCGCUGCUGCUGGUGUCUCUGGAUGGACUGAGGGCUGAGUACCUGCAGACAUGGAGUGAUCUCAUCCCUGUUCUGGACAAACUCAGAAACUGUGGGACAUCGGCUCCCUUCAUGCAGGCAGCAUUUCCAAGCAAGACCUUUCCUAAUCACUACACGAUUGUUACGGGUCUGUAUCCGGAGUCCAACGGUUUGAUUGACAACAAUAUGUAUGAUCCAGUGUUUGACGCCUCUUUCAGCCUGUCCAAUUCUGAGAAAAACAACUCAGCCUGGUACCUUGGACAACCUAUUUGGCACACAGCUAUGAAUCAGGGCCUGAAAUCUGCAACUUUUUUCUGGCCUGGAUCAGAUGUCAAAAUCAAUGGAAGUUAUCCUGACAUCUACCAACCUUACGAUGGUAAAGUGCCGUUUGAAGAAAGAGUAUUUACUGUUUUGAAGUGGCUGCAGCUGCCAGAUGAUGAAAGGCCUGAUUUCUACACACUGUAUCUGGAGGAGCCUGACAAAUCCGGGCACAGCUUUGGUCCUGUCAGCGGAGGGAUAAUUUCAGCAAUCCAGGGAGUGGAUAAAAUAAUGGGUCAGCUCAUGAACGGCCUCAAGCAAAUUGACCUACAUCGCUGUCUCAACAUCAUUGUUGUUGCCGAUCAUGGUAUGGAGGAAACCAGCUGUGACAGGAAGGAGGUGAUGCAGGAACUGGUGGGGGAUAUUAGUAAUUAUUUUGUCAACGAGGGGCCAGUUGGACGCAUCAGAGCCAGGAAUAAAGACUUUGUUUUGGACUCUGCAGGACUUGUUGCUAAUAUGAGUUGCAAGAAGCCAGACCAGAAGAUCACCCCUUACCUGAAAUCCAACCUACCAAAGCGUCUCCACUUUGCCAACAGUCGCCGUAUCGAAGAUGUCACUGUCCUGGUUGAACCAAAAUGGCUGUUUGAGAGUUAUCCAGGAUCACUUACAUUCUGCUCAGGUGGGAAUCAUGGCUAUGACAACGACGCUGAGAGCAUGCAUGCAAUGUUUCUCAGUUAUGGACCCAAAUUUCAGCAAAAACUCACAAUUGAACCCUUCGCUAACAUUGAGCUGUACAAUUUAAUGUGUGAUGUGCUGGAGAUCACUCCAUCUGACAACAACGGGACCCAUGGCAGCAUGAAUCAUGUUCUUAGCAAGAUCUUUUACACCCCAACACACCCUGCAGAGCAGACUAGGCCGACUCAGUGCCCACUUAUCAGCCUAACCCCUGAAGAUGAGCUGGAAUGUACUUGUAGGACCCUGGUGGCUGUAGAGGAAAUUAACAGCCGUUUGAAUAUGAGCAUGGAGGAGAAAUCUGCUGCAGAGGGGAAGCACAUGCUGUUUGGACGUCCCCAAAUGCUGCAGCCUGACCAAACAUACUGCAUCCUCCACCAAGAAGGAUUCAUCAGCGGCUACAGCAAUGAAGUGCUCAUGCCUCUCUGGAGUUCAUUCACCAUAGACAAACCUACCAACUUGGAGCCUUUGCCACCAGUAAUACCUGACUGUUUGAGGGCUGAUGUAAGAUUGCCAAAACUUCAGAGUCCCAGUUGUGAUCAGUAUGAUGCUGCUAAAAACAUAACCAACGCCUUCCUGUAUGCACCAAAUCUCAAUGCAAGCGCCGACCAGCAGUACGAUGCCUUAAUAAUGAGUAAUGUUGUCCCAGUGUACCCUGCAUUUAAGAGAAUUUGGGAUUACCUCCACAACACUUUGCUAAAGAAAUAUGCUGCUAUAUACAAUGGCAUUAAUGUGGUAACUGGACCAGUCUUUGAUUACAACUAUGAUGGCCGAUAUGACACUCCAGAGCAGAUACAGUUGUUUCUACAUGGAACCAACAUACCCAUCCCAACGCAUUACUUUGUGGUGUUAACAAGUUGCAAGGAUGUAGGACAGCCAGUCAGCACAUGUGGCGGUGAACUGCAGACUGUGUCUUUCCUCCUUCCCCACAGAGCUGACAACAUGGAAAAAUGCAAAGAGUUUUUAACCCUCUUAACAGAGCUGUUCAUCCUCCUCUCUGUGCGCGCCUGGCUGGCGAACAGCGUCGCCGCCCCGCUCACCUACGCAGACACGGACCCGAUCACCGGCAGGCCGGUGCAGUGUGACAGCUGUCCCCCGGGGACCUAUCUGAGCGCUGGCUGCUCCUCCAUUAGGAAGAGCGACUGUGCUGUGUGUCCAGACGGCUCCUUCACGGAGCUCUGGAACUACAUCGGGAGGUGUUUGCGCUGCGGAGUCUGCGGACGGAACCAGGUGGUGAAGAAGAAAUGUACCGCCGACAGCAACUGCCAGUGCGAGUGUAAACAAGGUUACUUCUACCAUCAGGACUACGACAUGUGCAUGAGACACAGCGAGUGUCCGUCUGGCUGCGGAGUGCUUACCAAAGGUACAGCUGAGAAGGACACCGUGUGUCACAUUUGCCCUGAAGGCACCUUCUCUGACAUUUCCUCUGCCAAUCAAAACUGCACACAGCACAAGAGUUGCAGCGAUGCAGGACUGCAGUGGGUGCUGAAGGGCUCCACCUGGCAUGACAGUGUGUGUGCAAAUUGUGAACAGCUCAAAGAUGGAGCUGAGUCCCUUAAAGAAAUCAUCCCAUCUUUCUUCAUUUUCCACAAGAUGAACAUCAAACGGCUGCGUCGUAUUGUACACAGACUCUCAUCUCAGGAGGAUAAAAAGCCAAGAGAAGCUUUGGAGCUCAACUUCUCCGAACUACAUGCACACAUCAGCAAUUGGGUGUCGUCUGCCACAGCGGCACAAAUUCAGCAGCUUCCCGACAUAGUGAUCAAAGUAGGAGCAACUAGUGUUGGUGAGAAACUACAGAGCAAGCUCAACCAAAUUCAGUCACAUGUGGCAGAGCACUGCAAUACUGACAUCAUGAGCAAUGAUAUUACAGGUUAAACUCUGAAAGUAUAAAAACUUGUGUUUAGUGUAUCAGCAUUUGUAAUCUAUUUGCGUAUAUAUGCAUAUAAUUCUUGGGGAAAAGCCAGAAAAUAACCUAAAAAAGAGCAAUCUGAAGAGGAGUUUAAAUAAAGUUUAGAAUAGAUUGACA
Messenger RNA from Girardinichthys multiradiatus, 3596 nucleotides. RefSeq names its product venom phosphodiesterase CdcPDE. Bases 8 to 3445 code for a protein of 1145 amino acids. Gene Ontology annotation, molecular function: nucleoside triphosphate diphosphatase activity; nucleic acid binding; metal ion binding. The record is from RefSeq and is a predicted model, not a curated record. Gene Ontology annotation, biological process: nucleoside triphosphate catabolic process. The transcript is spliced from 27 exons. Lineage: Eukaryota; Metazoa; Chordata; Actinopteri; Cyprinodontiformes; Goodeidae.